Cyprinodon variegatus (sheepshead minnow) is the source of this 718-nucleotide messenger RNA. RefSeq names its product neuropeptide B-like (gene npb). The record is from RefSeq and is a predicted model, not a curated record. Gene Ontology annotation, biological process: G protein-coupled receptor signaling pathway; feeding behavior. Bases 167 to 559 code for a protein of 130 amino acids. NCBI's taxonomy places the organism in Eukaryota, Metazoa, Chordata, Actinopteri, Cyprinodontiformes, Cyprinodontidae. The transcript is spliced from 2 exons. Gene Ontology annotation, molecular function: G protein-coupled receptor binding.
CUGAUUUGACGAAUUUCUUUUGUCACGAUAAACCUCAUCUCGCCUGCCUAUAUAAGAAAGGGAAAGUUUCCUAAGAUUCAAGCAAAAACAAAGUGUCCAGAGACUAAAAGCAGACAAGAAGAAGCAUCGUUUUCCUGUGCGUAAAACUUAAUAAAAGUGCCAAAAGAUGGAAAAGUCGGUGAGGUUCGCCGUGGUGUGCGUCGGAGUGUCUCUGCUCAUCUCCUGCCAGCCGGUCCAAGCCUGGUACAAGCAGGUGACCGGACCCAGCUACUACUCUGUGGGCCGCGCCUCCGGGCUCCUGUCCGGCAUCAGGAGGUCUCCAUAUGUCCGGAGAGCAGAGACCGAGGAAACGGUGAUGGACAGCGGGGAGGCGGCGGGGGGCAACGCGAUCCAAGACACCAACAGGCAGAUCUCCGUCCUGAAGAACAUGGCCAUCUGUCUGAAGGACAUCUCUCCAAACCUGAAGAGCUGCGAGCUGCUGCAGGAUGGGACUGGCACCUUCCAGUGCAAGGCAGAUGUCUUCCUCACUCUGGACUCCUUGGACUGCCUGUCUGCAUGAGUCCCUGUAAAUCCUCCUCAUCAUCCUCUUAAAAAAAAAAACAUUAAAAAAGAUAUAUAGAGAAAAGCAGAUAGAGAUCAAAACAGAGAUGAUGGAUAGACAGAGAUGGGUUUUGAUAACAGAGUGUGUGGCUGAAUAUUCUCUCUUUUAUUUUAAAGU